UCAUUUCCACACCCCCUCAACGGUUCGGGGAGAGCUCGUGGUCUAAGUAACGAGAGGACUUCUGACUGUAAUCCUAGCACGUCACUUUGUUGAAGGCAGACACGUGGUUCUGAGAGAACUUAUAAAUCUCUCCUCCCCGGCAAGAUCGUGAUGUUAUCUGCUGGCAGUAGGAGGUUCGCUCCGAGCGGAGCUCCAGAAGCUCCUGACAAGAGAGAGACAGAUAGAGAUAGACAGACAGAGAAAGAGAGAAAGAGACAGCGGAGCGAGAGCGCAAGUGAAAGAGGCAGGGGAGGGGGUUGGAGAAUAUUAGCCUAACGGUCUAGGGAGUCAUCCAGGAACAAACUAAGGGGCUGCCCGGCUGCAGACUGGAGGAAACAGAGAGGGUCUAUUUUAGGGUGGCAAGUGCCUACCUACCCUAAGCGAGCAAUUCCACUUUGGGGAGAAGCCAGGAGAGGUUGGGAAAGGGUGGGAGUCCCAGGGAGCCCCUGCGCAACCCCCUCCGGAAUAAAACUCCCCAGCCAGGGUGUCGCAAAGGCUGCCGUUGUGAUCCGCAGGGGGUGAACGCAACGGCGGUGGCUGAUCGUCUGUGGCUGGGUUGGCGUUUGGAGCAGGAGAAGGAAGAGCAGGAGAAGGAGGGAGCUGGAGGCUGGAUGCGUUUGCAAGCGGCGGCGGCGGCAACGUGGAGUAACCAAGCGGGUCAGCGCGCGCCCGUCCGGGUGUAGGCCACUGCGCGCAGCUCCGGGAGCAGGAUCCGCGCCGCUUCAGCAGCCUCUGCGGCCCCUGCUGCACCCGACCGAGUUCCGAGCACCGCGCGAAGCGCACUCCUCCCCGCGGCGCGCCGGGCUCGCCCCCAGCGCGCGCACACGCGCACACACACACACACACACACACACGCACGCACACACGUGUGCGCUUCUCUGCUCCGGAGCUGCUGCUGCUCCUGCUCUUAGCGCCGCAGUGGAAGGCAGGGCCGAACCGCUCCUUCUCUAAAUAUAUAAAUUUCAGCCCAGGUCAGCCUCGGCGGCCCCCCUCACCGCGCUCCCGGCGCCCCUCCCGUCAGUUCGCCAGCUGCCAGCCCCGGGACCUUUUCAUCUCUUCCCUUUUGGCCGGAGGAGCCGAGUUCAGAUUCGCCACUCCGCACCCGAGACUGACACACUGAACUCCAUUUCCUCCUCUUAAAUUUAUUUCUGCUUAAUAGCCACUCGUCUCUUUUUUUUUUCCCAUCUCGUUGCUCCAAGAAUUUUUUUUUUUCUUACUCUCCAAAGUCAGGGUUCCCCCUGCCCGUCCCGUAUUAAUAUUUCCACUUUUGGAACUACUUGCCUUUUAUUUUUAAAGGAAUUCAAGCAGAUACGUUUUUCUACUGGGCAUUGAAUAGAUUGUUUGCAAACGUUUCGCAUCAAAAACAAACAAAACCAAACAACUCUCCUUGAUCUAUACUUUGAGAAUUGUUGAUUUUUUUCUGACUUUUAAAAAACAACCUUUUUUCCGCCUUUUUAAAAAAAUGCACUACUGUGUGCUGAGCGCUUUUCUGAUCCUGCAUCUGGUCACGGUCGCGCUCAGCCUGUCUACCUGCAGCACACUCGAUAUGGACCAGUUCAUGCGCAAGAGGAUCGAGGCGAUCCGCGGGCAGAUCCUGAGCAAGCUGAAGCUCACCAGUCCCCCAGAAGACUAUCCUGAGCCCGAGGAAGUCCCCCCGGAGGUGAUUUCCAUCUACAACAGCACCAGGGACUUGCUCCAGGAGAAGGCGAGCCGGAGGGCGGCCGCCUGCGAGCGCGAGAGGAGCGACGAGGAGUACUACGCCAAGGAGGUUUACAAAAUAGACAUGCCGCCCUUCUUCCCCUCCGAAACUGUCUGCCCAGUUGUUACAACACCCUCUGGCUCAGUGGGCAGCUUGUGCUCCAGACAGUCCCAGGUGCUCUGUGGGUACCUUGAUGCCAUCCCGCCCACUUUCUACAGACCCUACUUCAGAAUUGUCCGAUUUGAUGUCUCAGCAAUGGAGAAGAAUGCUUCCAAUUUGGUGAAAGCAGAGUUCAGAGUCUUUCGUUUGCAGAACCCAAAAGCCAGAGUGCCUGAACAACGGAUCGAGCUGUAUCAGAUUCUCAAGUCCAAAGAUUUAACAUCUCCAACCCAGCGCUACAUCGACAGCAAAGUUGUGAAAACAAGAGCAGAAGGCGAAUGGCUCUCUUUUGAUGUAACUGAUGCUGUUCAUGAAUGGCUUCACCAUAAAGACAGGAACCUGGGAUUUAAAAUAAGUUUACACUGUCCCUGUUGUACUUUUGUACCAUCUAAUAAUUACAUCAUCCCAAAUAAAAGCGAAGAACUAGAAGCAAGAUUUGCAGGUAUUGAUGGCACCUCCACAUAUACCAGUGGUGAUCAGAGAACUCUAAAGUCCAAUAGGAAAAAAAACAGUGGGAAGACCCCACAUCUCCUGCUAAUGUUAUUGCCCUCCUACAGACUUGAGUCACAACAGACCAACCGGCGGAAGAAGCGUGCUUUGGAUGCAGCCUAUUGCUUUAGAAAUGUGCAGGACAAUUGCUGCCUACGCCCACUUUACAUUGAUUUCAAGAGGGAUCUUGGGUGGAAAUGGAUACACGAACCCAAAGGGUACAAUGCCAACUUCUGUGCUGGAGCAUGCCCAUAUUUAUGGAGUUCAGACACUCAGCACAGCAGGGUCCUGAGCUUAUAUAAUACCAUAAAUCCAGAAGCAUCUGCUUCUCCCUGCUGCGUGUCCCAAGAUUUAGAACCUCUAACCAUUCUCUACUACAUCGGCAAAACACCCAAGAUUGAACAGCUUUCUAAUAUGAUUGUAAAGUCUUGCAAAUGCAGCUAAAAUUCUUGGAAAAGUGGCAAGACCAAAGUCACGACGAUGAUGAUGACGACGACAAUGAUGAUGCUUGUAACGAGAAAACGUAAGAGAGCCUUGGUUCAUCAGUGUUAGAAAAACAUUGGAAAAGGCGGUACUAGUUCAGACACUUUGGAAGUCUGUGUUCUGUUUGUUAAAACUGGCACCUGACACAAAAAAAGUUGAAGGCCUUAUUCUGCAUUUCACCUACUUUGUAAGUGAGAGAGACAAGAAGCAAAAUUUUUUUAAAGAAAAAAUAAACACUGGAAGAAUUUAUUAGUGUUAAUUAUGUGAACAACAACAACAAAACAAAACAGGAAAAUCCCAUUAAGUGGAGUUGCUGUACGUACCGUUCCUAUCCCACGCCUCACUUGAUUUCUCUGUAUUGCUAUGCAAUAGGCACCCUUCCCAUUCUUACUCUUAGAGUUAACAGUGAGUUAUUUAUUGUGUGUUACUAUAUAAUGAACGUUUCAUUGCCCUUGGAAAAUAAAACAGGUGUAUAAAGUGGAGACCAAAUACUUUGCCAGAAACUCAUGGAUGGCUUAAGGAACUUGAACUCAAACGAGCCAGAAAAAAAGAGGCCAUAUUAAUGGGAUGAAAACCCAAGUGAGUUAUUAUAUGACCGAGAAAGUCUACAUUAAGAUAAAGACCCUGAAAACACAUGUUAUGUACCAGCUGCCUAAGGAAGCUUCUUGUAAGAUCCAAAACCUAAAAAGCCUGUUAAUAAAAGAAACUUUCAGUCAGAAUAAGUCUGUAAGAUUUUUUUUUUUUCUUUUUAAUUGUAAAUGGUUCUUUGUCAGUUUAGUAAACCAAUGAAAUGUUGAAAUGUUUUGACAUGUACUGGUCAAACUUCAGACCUUAAAAUAUUGCUGUAUAGCUAUGCUAUAGGUUUUUUUUUUUUCCUUUGUUUCGGUAUAUGUAACCAUACCUAUAUUAUUAAAAUAGAUGGAUACAGAGGCCAGCAUAAUUGAAAACACAUCUGCAGAUCUCUUUUGCAAACUAUUAAAUCAAAACAUUAACUACUUUAUGUGUAAUGUGUAAAUUUUUACCAUAUUUUUUAUAUUCUGUAAUAAUGUCAACUACGAUUUAGAUUGACUUAAAUUUCGGCUCUUUUUAAUGAUCACUCACAAAUGUAUGUUUCUUUUAGCUGGCCAGUACUUUUGAGUAAAGCCCCUGUAUUUUGACUUGCACUACAAAUGCAUUUUUUAUGAUAUUUGCCCUACUUGUGCUUUGUGUAUUGUUCAUUAUUAUGAAUAAGCUACCUGGGUCCACUUGUCCUUUUUUUCCUUUUACAAAAAAGAUGGGUUCGAGUUCAGUGGUCUUCCUUCAUCUUCUAAGCAUCAUUACUAACUAUGUCAGACGUUAACAAGCUUCUAUGUUAGGAAAAGGAGGAACGUUAUAGAUAAACGGAAAAUUGAGGUUGAAUGUUUUAGUUUUAGCAAGGAUUUAGGGAUCUAACUAAAACUCAGACUCUUGAUUAAGAAAGUUUUCUCUACCUUGGUGUAAUCAAUAUUUUUAUAAAAUUCUAUUGUUAUCACAAAGCAGACACUUCAUAGGAAACAUCUUUUUCUUUAGUCAGGUUUUUAAUAUUCAGGGGGAAAUUGAAAGAUAGACAUUUUAGUUGAUUUUUCAAAAGGGGAAAAAGUCCAGAUCAGCCUAAGUCAUUUUGUGUAUUUCACUGAAGUUAAGAUUUUCAUAAAUGUUCUGUCAAGGUGAAAAGGCACAAGCCAAUUUUUCCUAUGAUCAAAAAAUUCUUUCUUUCCUCUGAGUGAGAGUUAUCUAUAGCUGAGGCUAAUGUUUACCUUGCUUUAAUAAAUCAUUUGCCACAUCAUUGCAGAAGAGGUAUCCUCAUUUGGGGUUUAUAGAAUAUGUCAGUUUGUCACUUGUCACUUAUUUUGCUUUAAAAUAAAAAUUCAUAGGUAAAGCAAUGGAAUAUUUGCAGUUUCGCCUAAAGAGCAGCAUAAGGAGGUGAGAAUCCAAAGUGAAGUUGUUUGAUAUGGUCUACUUCUUUUUUGGAAUUUCCUGACCAUUAAUUAAAGUAAAGAUUGGAUUCGCAAGUUUGAAAACUGGAAAAGCAAGAGAUGGGAUGGCACAAUAGUAAGCAGCCCUUGUGUUGGAUGUAACCCAAUCCCAGAUUUGAGUGUGUGUUGAUUAUUUCUUUUUUGUCUUCCACUUUUCUAUUAAUUAUGUGUAAAUCACUUUUAUUUCUGCAGGUAUUUUCCUCUCAGAUAGGAUGACAUUUUGUUUUGUAUUAUUUUGUCUUUCCUCAUGAAUGCACUGAUAAUAUUUUAAAAGCUCUAUUUUAAGAUCUCUUGAAUCUUUUUUUUUUUUUUUAAUUUGGGGGGUUCUAUAAGGUCUUUAUUUCCCAUAAGUAAAUGUUGCUGCGGGAGGGGGGUGGAGGUGGGAAGGCAGGGGGGAAGUGGUAGUACGCAAGUGGGCAGCAAUUUUUUGUGUGUUAAUCAGCAAUACAAUUUGAUCGUUGGCAUGGUUUAAAAAAUGGAAUAUAAGAUUAGCUGUUUUGUAUUUUGAUGACCAAUUAUGCUGUAUUUUAACACGAUGUAUGUCUGUUUUUGUGGUGCUCUAGUGGUAAAUAAAUUAUUUCAAUGAUA
Cebus imitator (Panamanian white-faced capuchin) is the source of this 5451-nucleotide messenger RNA. It is a transcript of the gene TGFB2, whose product is annotated as transforming growth factor beta 2. Gene Ontology annotation, biological process: SMAD protein signal transduction; transforming growth factor beta receptor signaling pathway; BMP signaling pathway. The record is from RefSeq and is a predicted model, not a curated record. The transcript has 8 exons. Gene Ontology annotation, molecular function: type III transforming growth factor beta receptor binding; type II transforming growth factor beta receptor binding; growth factor activity. Lineage: Eukaryota; Metazoa; Chordata; Mammalia; Primates; Cebidae. Gene Ontology annotation, cellular component: extracellular region. The coding region runs from base 1502 to 2830 and encodes 442 amino acids.